AUGGACGUAAGAUUUUAUUCACCACCUCCUCAGCCUGCGGCCGUUCCUGAUACGCCUUGUUUGGGACCUUCCCCCUGCUUGGACCCCUACUAUUGCAACAAGUUUGACGGUGAGAACAUGUACAUGAGUAUGACAGAGCCGAGCCAGGACUACGUGCCAGCCAGCCAGUCUUUUCCUGGCCCAAGUCUUGAAAGUGAAGAUUUUAACAUACCUCCCAUCACUCCUCCGUCAUUGCCUGACCAUUCACUGGUACACUUGAAUGAAAUAGAGUCUGGGUAUCACUCUCUGUGUCAUCCAAUGAACCAUAAUGGCCUACUUCCAUUCCACCCACAAAACAUGGAUUUACCUGAAAUUACAGUUUCCAACAUGCUUGGCCAAGAUGGGACGCUGCUUUCCAAUUCACUCUCUGUGAUGCAAGAUUUACGGAAUACAGAAGGAGCCCAGUAUAGUUCCCAUCCUCAGAUGGCAACAAUGAGGCCAAGGGUUCAACCUGCAGAUAUUAGGCAGCCAGGAAUGAUGCAGCAUGGGCAGCUGACUACUAUUAACCAGUCCCAGCUCAGUGCACAGCUUGGUUUGAAUAUGGGUGGAAACAAUGUUCCUCACAACUCACCCUCUCCACCUGGAAGCAAAUCUGCAACUCCUUCACCAUCCAGUUCAGUCCAUGAAGAUGAAGGAGAAGAUAGCUCUAAGGUUAACGGAGGAGAGAAGAGACCUGCUUCAGAUAUGGGAAAGAAACCCAAAACUCCCAAAAAGAAGAAGAAGAAGGACCCCAAUGAGCCACAGAAGCCUGUGUCUGCCUAUGCAUUAUUCUUCCGAGACACUCAAGCAGCCAUCAAAGGCCAAAACCCCAAUGCGACUUUUGGUGAAGUCUCUAAAAUUGUAGCUUCAAUGUGGGAUGGCUUAGGAGAAGAACAAAAACAGGUAUACAAAAAGAAAACUGAAGCUGCCAAGAAGGAAUAUCUGAAGCAGUUAGCUGCCUACAGAGCAAGCCUUGUAUCCAAGAGCUACAGUGAACCUGUUGAUGUCAAAGCCUCUCCACAGCCUCAGAUGAUGAAUUCAAAGCAGUCAGUGUUUCAUGGGUCUGCCCAGACUCACUCUGCACUGUACCUCAGCUCCCACUACCACCAACAACCAGGAAUGAAUCCUCACAUCACUGCUAUGCAUGCCAAUAUCCCCAGGAACAUAGCACCCAAGCCCAACAACCAAAUGCCAGUGACUGUUUCCAUAGCAAACAUGGCUGUGUCCCCACCACCACCACUUCAAAUCAGCCCUCCUCUGCACCAACAUCUCAACAUCCAGCAACACCAGCCGAUUUCAAUGCAGCAGUCCAUUGGAAACCAGCUACCGAUGCAGGUCCAGUCUGCUUUACAUUCACCUACAAUGCAGCAAGGAUUUACUCUUCAGCCUGAUUAUCAGAAUAUCAUCAAUCCAACAUCAACAGCUGCACAAGUUGUUACCCAAGCAAUGGAGUAUGUUCGUUCAGGGUGCAGAAAUCCUCCAGCACAGACUGUGGACUGGAAUAAUGACUACUGCAGUAACGGGGGCAUGCAGAGGGACAAAGCACUCUACCUUACCUGAAAAUCUGAAACACCUCUCCUUUCCACUGAGGAAUGCAGGGAAGUCUUUUCAUCAUGGAUUGCUUUAUGCAGUCAAGGCAGUUCUGCAUUUUAUGAUGAAAUACAAGUUGCUAAGCACUUAGGACUAUCUGAGCUUGUGGGUCACCCACUCUGGAAAAAUAGUCUCGCUUCUUUCUUUUUCUUUCCCUCCCCCCAUUUUGUUUUUCAUUCUUUCUUUCUGCUUUCCACCCCCCACCCUGAGAUUCUGUAACGGACAUUGCUUUUCUUCUUCCCCGAAGGAAACUCGGACCAUUCAGAUUUUAUGUUGGUUUUUGCUGUGAAGUGCUGCGAUAGUAACUGCCUUAGCAACUGUAGAUGUCUCGGAUAAAAGUCCUGGAUUUUCCAUUGUUUUUUCAUAAUGGGUGUUUAUAUGAAACUACUAAAGACUUUUUAAAUGGCUUGAUGUAGCAGUCAUAGCAAGUUUGUAAAUAGCAUCUAUGUUACACUCUCCUAGAGUAUAAAAUGUGAAUGUUUUUGUAGCUAAUUGUAAUUGAAACUGGCUCAUUCCAGUUUAUGGAUUUCACAAAAAGGGUUAAAUUGGCAAACAUUCAUAUUUUUACUUCAUUUUUAAACAACUGACUAAUAGUUCUAUAUUUUCAAACUAUUUGGAGGAAAAGAAAAAAAAAAAAAAAGAAAAAAAAGUAGAAUAUUCCCAAAUGAUAUUAAUUAAAAUAUUGGCCAUGUCUCAUGAAAUAAACACAAAAAUGAGAGGGAAACUGAUGUUGAUAAAGAGCAAACACAUUUAUUUUGUACUGCCUAAAAAUGCUUCUUUUUUUAAAAGAAAAUCACUUUAUGUGUACUGGUUAGUAAAUGUCAUUUAAGUCCUUUUAUGUAUAAAACUGCCAAAUGCUUACCUGAUAUUUUAUUAGAUGCAGAAACAGAUUGGAGACAGCUAAAUUAUAACCUUUACAUAUGGCUAUGUAUUGUUUCUUCAUACUGUGUCUGUAUUUAAUCUUUUUUUAUGGAACCUGUUGCGCCUAUUUAUGAAAUAAUAAAUAUAGGUGUUUGUAAGUAAAUUUGUUAGCAUUUUAAAGAGGUUUCUUUGAUGCUUUAACUUUUGCUGGCACAAAUCGUUCACAACUGAUGUGAAUACUUUAUUUAGUUUUUACAGUGACAUAUUAAACACCAAACCUGCUUUUCUAGCAGAAAAUGAAGGUAACCAAUACUUAUUUCUGUAUUUCUUCAGUUGCUAAGGAAAGAAAAUAAACAGUGGUAUUUUAAGUAAUUCCCUUUUUAAGGCGCUGUAGCAAGAAGUCUCCCAAAACUAAGGCUUGAUCCAACAAAUCUAACUGUAUAAAGUGUCCUACAGUGUUUUAGGGAGCGUACCACAAAUAUAUCCUAAAGUGAAAAGUAAGUUAAAUAGCCACAGGGAAAGGGAUUAAAAAAUAAAACUAAAUCCAAAAGAAGACAUCUUCUCAAUGCUUUUGAUCAGGGACGGAUCUGAAAAUGCUUUUCUGGAGGAUUUCAUACCAGAUGCCUGUCCAAGUAAUAGAGAGUAUCGCUGGUUUGUAUUGUCCACAGGAAAUGAAGAAAGCAACUCAGAAUUAAUAUGAAUUACGCAGUGCCAUUGAUUUAAAGGAAAAAAAAAAAAAAAA
Messenger RNA from Coturnix japonica (Japanese quail), 3211 nucleotides. RefSeq names its product thymocyte selection associated high mobility group box (gene TOX). Gene Ontology annotation, biological process: regulation of transcription by RNA polymerase II; leukocyte differentiation. The record is from RefSeq and is a predicted model, not a curated record. Lineage: Eukaryota; Metazoa; Chordata; Aves; Galliformes; Phasianidae. Gene Ontology annotation, molecular function: chromatin DNA binding. Gene Ontology annotation, cellular component: nucleus.